Messenger RNA from Mesorhabditis spiculigera, 210 nucleotides. The record is from the annotation of a GenBank genome assembly. NCBI's taxonomy places the organism in Eukaryota, Metazoa, Nematoda, Chromadorea, Rhabditida, Rhabditidae.
AUGAAACAAGCCGAUGCUCCGAUUGCCUCUCGUAUGAAAAAGGGCCUGAGCUUUGAAAAUGCGAAGCGAAAUUUGAUCGGAUCGGUGCUGGGGAACCUCUACGACGGCGAAUUCCCGAAGACAAAAAUGAUCAACGUGUACGAGACGCUCCAGUCACCCGAUUUGUAUGUCGAGAAUUUUCGGCCCAUCAUCGAGGCGAGCAGAGAUUAU